AUGACUGCUGAAAGGCACAGACAGAUUCCGAUCCAUCAUGCCAUUUCCUCGGGAAAUACGACUUAUCGGGAAGAGAUUCAUCUUGCAGUGAGGCUAUAUGAUCCAAAGCAUGCAACAAGUGUGGUGAAACGAUAUCUUGAUGAUGACGAGGCCAUUGAAACAAUCACAACUAUGACUUGGCUUGCACAAAGUCGAGGUUUGCUGGUUCCCGGGUUUACUUUAGCUGGGUUUUCCUUAGAUGACGUUAACGACUGCGGUAAACCCGUAAACUGCUACGAUGUUCGACGACGUGGGUUCUACCAAAGCGGGGUUUAUAGGAUCUGGCCUCUGUACUUCAAUAAACCCGUCCAGGUUUUCUGUGAUAUGUUGACCGAAGGAGGAGGAUGGACAGUUUUACAGAGAAGAGAACAACUUGAAAGUAACCAAGAUUUUUACUUACCAUGGAAUAGUUAUAAACACGGAUUUGGGAAUUUAUCGGGAGAAUUUUGGAUAGGAAAUGAGCUUAUAUUUGCAUUAACAAAUGAAGAAGACAUGACUCUUCGAUUUGAUUUAGAGGCCUUUGAUGGCGAAAAGAAAUAUGCGAGGUACACGUCGUUCCUUGUAAAUAGUGAAAGAGAGCUUUACAAAAUAACCGUUGGUUCAUAUCAAGGUACUGCAGGGGACAGUCUUUCCUAUCACAACGGUUCCCAUUUCUCAACCCAUGACAGAGAUAACGACAACUUGCCAACAAGCUGCGCGGUAAGUCGACGUGGUGCUUGGUGGUUUAAAGAGUGCGCCGAAAGUCAUUUGAACGGAGUUUAUGAACCAAGUGGAAAAACGUUGGCUGGAGAGCAGGGCGUGUACUGGCAGCAUUUCAGAAAUGAUCCAAAGUUUUCAUUAAAGAGAUCCGAGAUGAAGAUUAGGCCUGAAUUUUAA
Messenger RNA from Limulus polyphemus (Atlantic horseshoe crab), 915 nucleotides. RefSeq names its product techylectin-5B-like. The transcript has 5 exons. The coding region runs from base 1 to 915 and encodes 304 amino acids. Lineage: Eukaryota; Metazoa; Arthropoda; Merostomata; Xiphosura; Limulidae. The record is from RefSeq and is a predicted model, not a curated record.